ACUAAAUUAACAUAUAUAUUUGAAAAGGGCCAGAGUCGCCCCCUCUCGGCCGCACCGGGGAGUGCAGUUCAGUGAAAAAACGGACGUGAAGAGACAGAGGAGCGUUUGCUUCAUAACAGGACGUGUCGAAAUCUGCAAAACAAAGCAACAUAAAACAAAACAAACCAGCGACGAAAGGCUUUAACAGCCUUCGGUGUCACUUCAGACCGGGAUUAAAAGCUGGGAUGACGAAUUUCAUAUUUAAUUUCAGUUUGUUUAAUGGACGCUACUGGAAAUUUCACAGUAAAAAGGAGGACAUUUUUAUUAGACACAGAAGUGCCUUAAGCCUUCGACAAAGAUCGAUAGCGCGACCGUAAUUUUUUUUUAGAUUGUUUGCUAUCUGUUUGUUGCUACUGUUGUAAUUUCGGCCGAGAUUUCUGUCGCGGGCUGCGACUCUGCGAUGUUGCGCGGUGUUGUUGAAUUAUAGCGAGUGCCGCUCACCCCCGUGACCGGCAAAGGAGCCGCCCCAAGUCGGCGAGCUUUCAAAUCGAGCGGCCGGCUCCGCCGAGCGCAGUAGGCCGCGGAAGCGAAGCCGUAGCCGUUUUUAUCGCUCGAAACACAGAAUAUCUGAUAAAACAUAAAUAUUCACAUCGCUAACAAAUAAACACGUUAAACGAAUAAAUGGCUACGGAAGGAGGAAUUUGCUUGUCAGUUGUUGUAGUCGAGUGACUCUCCGGCCGAGGACCGUUGGUUGGCACAGCAGAGUCCCUCCACUUUCUUACACACACAGACAGAGUUUAUUUUACUAAAAAAAAUAACGAUAUAAAAAUGAAACUCCUGGAAAACUCGAGCUUCGAGGCCAUAAACAGCCAGUUGACGAUUGAAACGGGAGACUGUCAGAUUAUUGGGCGGAUCGAGAGCUACUCGUGCAAAAUGGCCGGGGAUGACAAGCAGAUGUUCAAGCAGUUCUGUCAGGAAGGUCUUCCACACGUGAUGGAGGCCCUCUCGCCCCCCCAGACCGCAGGGGUCAGCCCCAGCAGGCUGAGCCGUAGUCAGAGUGGAGAUGAAGGCGAGGGACCCUUGUCGGACAAGUGCAGCCGCAAGACGCUCUUCUACCUGAUUGCCACCCUCAACGCCUCCUUCCGUCCUGACUAUGACUUCAGUCGCACCAAGAGCCACGACUUCAGCAGAGAGCCCAGCCUCAAUUGGGUGUUGAAUGCUGUGAACAGCAGUUUGUCGUCGGCCGCGGGGGGCCAAUUCAGCCGCCUUCAGCCCCAGCUGUGGCAAGCCAUUGAUGAUGAGAUCUGCUUGUCUGAGUGUGAUAUUUACAGCUACAAGCCAGAUUUGGACUCGGACCCGUACGGAGAAGAAGGCAACCUUUGGUCCUUCAACUACUUCUUCUACAACAAGAGGCUGAAGCGCAUCGUCUUCUUCACGUGCCGUUCUGUCAGUUUGUUCAUGACUCCCCGGGACUCUGGCAUCGGGAACGACUUGGAUCUGGAGCUGGAGGAUGGAAGCUUUGAAGAGGAAGAGGAGGAGAACAUGGAGGAAGAGAGGCGAGUAUAAGAGACGACGUGGCGCUCUGUGCACCCGAUGAAGUGGGCCAGAGGAUGAGGAGAAGUCGGGGAUCCUAGAGGGAGGCGAGCGUUGAACCUGCAGCCAGUGUGCUGUUCACAGACGGCAGCCUUUCUCUCCCGAUGCCUUUGCCGUUCGUUUAACUUUAUCCGUGCGUUCUCCCUGCAGUGCGUCCGCACAUUUCCCGGAAGCGCGAGCCCUGUAUGAGAUCCCGAAUCAUGUAACCGAAGCUACAGCGUGACCUCUGAGUGUGUCUACACUGCUUUGCUCCCACUCCGAUUAACCUCCAUUUUAUUUAUAUUUAAGCUAACAAGUGUCAUUAGUUUUUUGUCAAACUUGACUUUUUACUUUUCAAUUUGUGUCUAGUCAGUGGAGAGAUGGCAAUAUGUGAAGUACAUAUGGACACUCCAGAGGGAAAACUCGUAGAUUUUACUAUAGUUCCCUUUUUAAUAUAUGUACGUGGAUGUGUAUAUGAGGCAUGUAUUGCAGAGAGGAAAAUUGGAUUUAUGAGAUGAUAAGAUUUCCUGCUGUGUUUUACAUUUAAAUAGCUGUCGGGUCUAUAUUUUUAAGAAGGUUUUGUUUUCACUGCAAGUAUUAAUUUCUGCAUCAUUCAUGCUUUAUCAUUUCAGUUUAGGCUGUACUCACAGAAAUCAUGUUGAAUUCCUUUUGUGAAAAGGUCUCUUUGUUACAUUUGUAGGAUUUGUGUUUGGAAAGUUUGUGAGCCAGGAAGUGCAGUCAGCUUCCCUGCCUGGACGCAAGGUGUCGCUACAUGCACACUAUUUUUUUUUUUUCUCUCAAACUCAUCUCUGUGUCUUUCUACACAGUGUAAGGUACUGUGCAAAAGUCUUAGGUACUUAGAUGUUUCACAAAAAUAUUUGUUUUAGAUAGUUAUUUAA
Scleropages formosus (Asian bonytongue) is the source of this 2450-nucleotide messenger RNA. It is a transcript of the gene maf1a, whose product is annotated as MAF1 homolog, negative regulator of RNA polymerase III a. The transcript has 7 exons. NCBI's taxonomy places the organism in Eukaryota, Metazoa, Chordata, Actinopteri, Osteoglossiformes, Osteoglossidae. Gene Ontology annotation, molecular function: RNA polymerase III core binding. Gene Ontology annotation, cellular component: nucleus. The coding region runs from base 808 to 1545 and encodes 245 amino acids. The record is from RefSeq and is a predicted model, not a curated record. Gene Ontology annotation, biological process: negative regulation of transcription by RNA polymerase III.